Pseudo-nitzschia multistriata is the source of this 1085-nucleotide messenger RNA. Lineage: Eukaryota; Bacillariophyta; Bacillariophyceae; Bacillariales; Bacillariaceae. The record is from the annotation of a GenBank genome assembly.
CACUAGGAAUGGGACCAUGCAAUUGAUUUUCACCCAAGUUCAACCAUACCAUGUUCGUCAAUUUGAUUCCAAAACCCUUAGGAAUGGUCCCGCUCAACUUGUUAUUCCUAAGAAUCAAACUCCUGAGCCCUGUCAAGGUUUCGAAGUUCUUCGGUAAAUUUCCCGUCAGACCGUUGUGGGAGAAAUCUAGUCGCUGCAAGAGCGAGAAAGCGCUCAGUUCCGACGGCAAGACACCGUCUAAUCCAUUCUGAGAUAAAUCUAGGGCGAGGACGUCUCCAUCUUCGUUGUUGCGGUGUUCGGUAGAGUCUGCAAUACAUUUUACCCCGUGCCAACUGCAGAAUCCGGCACCGGUCAUCCAGUUGGUUUGAUUAACCCACUGGCCAUUGGCGUUUGGGUCGAUAUGGUCCUCUGUGCCGGCCGUGCUGUAAAACAAAACGGCGAGUGCGUACCGUUGCAUCGCAUGGGCAUCUGCAACGUCUAGCUUGGCUCCGUCGUCAUUCGCCAGCCACUGCAAGGCAUGAUACUGAGGAGUCCCCGUAGUUUCGAUGUCCCCUUCCAAGCUCAGUCCCAACUCAACAAUCUUGCUUUGAAAUUCCUGGAUUCGUUUUUCGUCGACGUGUUCGGGGCUUUCCCUGCCACUUGCUACCACGAAGCUCGUCCACACGCACACGGCAAGAAUCCCAAUCAAAACUAUCGCACACAGACAUCUUUUCGAGCUGUAGUCGCGCCCUCUCGUGUUUUCGUUGCCGUAAGGGACCGAGGUCACUGUGGGAAAUCCGCUAAGAUUGGUAUUCCUUCUUACAGACUUGUUGAAGUUCACCGAGCCGAACGACUCGUCUUCGUCGUAGAGAAACCUUCUGGCGCUCUCAAUCUUCGAAUUCGAAAGGCCCUGAUUAUAACUUCCACGACGCAUAAUGCCAUCAUUAUUUAAAGAAGUCAUGCCAAAGUCCAGUGGUAAGUAGUUUUGGCUAAAUGUGUGAUAUUGAAGCAAAAAAGUUUGAUGAUUGCCAGAUUAUGCGACUUUUCAAUACUCGUGCUGUUACAAUCCCUCCUGAUUUUUUGUACGGCUUAAUGCAGUUUUUCUU